Messenger RNA from Symbiodinium natans, 2829 nucleotides. The record is from the annotation of a GenBank genome assembly. Lineage: Eukaryota; Dinophyceae; Suessiales; Symbiodiniaceae.
AUGGCUGCCCCAGCCGAGCGCUUCCUUCAGCUCUACAUCUUUGAGAAGGCGCCCCGGUGUCUUCCACCCUACGUGGACCUCCGGAACCUGCACGGUGAUGGCCUCGUUCGAGCCGUCCGCCGGGCGGCGCUGCACCCCUGGCGCGACGCGCGCUUCUGGCGCCGCGCGGCGGAGCACGUGUCGACGAUGGAGCCUGGAAAGCUGCCGGGUCGAGACUUGGCGCAGGUUUGCUUGGCCUUCCGAAAGGUGGACUUCCCCAGCGUCCUGCUGUCACAGUACUGCCAGCAAUAUUUGCAAACCAACUACCAAAACCUCAAUACCUUCGAGCUUGCCGCCGCUCUGAACUACUUCUGUUUCGCGGGCGCUGGCCUGGCAGGUGGUGACGACUUCAUCCGUGCUGCAGCGGACGAGGCCGUGAACGACUGGCGAUUAAGGGAGACGGUGCCAUGGUCUGCCUGGCGGAUGCUCGUCACUGCAGCAGCAGAGGCCGGGAUAGACCACCAGCGCCUCUUUGGCACAGCGGCGCCCCACCUGGCCCGCAACGUGAAGUUCAUGAGUGGGAAGGACGUUGUGGACGUGUGCGGGGCCUUUGCAGAGUUCCGGUUUAAGCACCAUGGGCUCCUUGGGGAGGUGUCCCGCUUUCUGCCGGCUCUGGGUCUGUCUGGCGCGGAGGCAGCGGCCCUCGAGGCCUCCUUUCAGCGCCUGGACUUCGAGGCGCCCUUUCUGCAGCGGAUCCCUGAAGAAAUCAAGAAGAGCUCUGCUAGCCGUGCGGGCUACUGGGGCCAACCCGAUGCCGAGUUCAACUGGUGCGAGCUGGACUAUCAGCUCGUGGAUUGGAUCGCCGAGCCUGUGAAUACGGCGUCCUGUGUGGUCAUGGUCCUCCUUCCGCUGAUGUUCCUGGCAACGCACGAGGCAACUCCUGACAACACCGUCAUCGGAUGGCUGGAGGUGGCCAUUGCCUUGGGCAGCAUGCUCUUCCACGCCACCCUGCGUUAUCCCAUGCAGCUUGCUGAUGAGAUCCCCAUGCUCUGGUACGUGGCCGCUGUGGACUCGAGCUGCUUGUGGCGGCUCCGUGGCGUAGACGUCUCGUACCUGCUGGCCGGCUGGGUGGCCAUCGUGACCGGCAUGAUCCUGGCCCGGGCCCUGGAGCCGCUGGCCCUGCCUCAUUCAUACUUCACAUCCAGCAUUGUGUCGAGCCAGAGCCAGGCCUUGCGUGAGAAACGCAUCACGCGUUUGUUGAUUGCUCAUCCGCUAAAUUGGUGGAGAAGGUACAUCGUGUGGCUGCGCAUCUCCGCUGCAGUGUCGAGGCGUCUGACGAAGCAUCACUGCAUCACCGUGUGCUUCGCCUCGAACUGCCCAAACAGCAGGUUCAGUUCAGACUUCGAUCUUCGCGUGGCGUGGGAACGCGUGACCUCUGAAGAGUCCUUUGUGGAGCGUGUGACUGCUGCUUUUUCCAGGGCCACGAACUCGCCUGCGGUCAAAGGCUCGUCUGAGUUCCGUCGGAGGAAAGCUGUCCUCUUGGUGGUCAUCCGUGCGCUGGUGCAGCUUCUCAUCGGUACUCAGCAACAGUCUGGGGCCAUACGGCUGGUCCGAACUCGAGAAAGAGAGCUCGAGGGCACGGAGGCAUUGCCAUAUCAUCCUUACGCUACGUUCGUCGAGGAUACCCUGGAAGAGGUCAGAGGAGUGCUUCAGGCACCUUCGCCGGAGCCUGAGAUACCGGCUCCGAGGACUCCUCCUGCUGCAGCAGAUCUUCUUGUGUAUCGUCCCAAAGCAAAGGCCCGACCCGAGUCCAGACCACCGCAGGACUGGGAGUUGGACGAAAGAGAGUAUCCAACCAUAGCGGAUUCGUUCAGGGUACAGGUUGAAUUGGGACAACACUCAGAUAGAGAAGCCAUAAACCGGUGGACUACUGAAGAGUGGAGAGAGCAUAAUCAGGCGCUCUCAUCUUCUUCUUCUGCCGCGCCGCGUGUUGCACCUUUGGAAGUGGUCGAAGUGCGUGAGGACAUCCCUGUCCUGAUUUCAUUGGAUUUCAGCGGGGUGCUCAACAUCCACUUUCAGGACAGCCGAGAUUUUUUGGACCGUUUGAACGCAGAGCGUCCGAGCCACGUGAAGCUGAAGUUUAUUUGCACGAGUUACUCUGGGACAGAACGGGCCAAAGAAACGCGUCAGUCGAUGGCUUCGGAGCUUCCGGGCGUGCCAGUCUACAUCACUAGCUCUCCAACGGGCCGUCCUGGAAAAGGAGCCUUCAUUAAGCGUUUGAUGGACCGGCGGUCGGAUCACUUUGCGUGUCAUUUGGAUGACAGAUCAGACAUCGUGCGGGACGUCGAGGCGUAUGGUGUUCACGGUAUUUUGGUAUCGCCGAAUACGUGGCUGACUGAUCUCGUGUCCACUUCCAGCACGCCGCCUACACCACAGGUGACAGAGCAGCACUCCUUUGUCCAUGAGAUCUUCCGUGGUCUCAUGACGCUGUCCUUCUGCAUUGGCCUGGUGGUGAUAGGUUGGGGUGCCUCGGCGCUGGCGGCACGGAUCAAGCGAGAAGUGUCUGACAAGCAACGCCGAGUAGGAGAGGCCGCCGAAGCCAUCCUUUACGCCGCCUUGCUCAUGUUCGCAGUCUCCGUGGUUUCCUGGCUGCUGGAUAACUAUUUCUGCAGCGCGCUGCGCAACUUGCCGGGUGGUUUGCCCUAUCCCCAGCUACACACAUGGUGGCACGUGUUCAUAGCUGGCACCUUGCACUGUAUAAUGCUUUUGCUGCACCUCGAUUCGCGUCGUGAAUCUAGCAGCGUCCUGGUGAAGUAUGUUGCGGGGAUUUUCCCCGUGAUCCGUGACUAA